AUGGACUACAUAUUACUUCCUUAUGAUAAAGGCCUGUCUAUGAGCUUGAAUAUUGAAACAACCCAUCAACUCGGAAAAGGACUACGUUCGAUUCAAAAAAUGGUUGACAAUAACAGCCAUACAAUAAACCAGAUACGUAGCUCAUGUUGUAAUUGUAACGGUCAACUUGGUAGUAGUGUAGUACUCGUUUUGGCAUUAGCACUUCUCUUGCUGCAUUGGUACCCAGGAUUCGUCACUGUAAUCAUUAUUUGCUGGAUGGUAACAACUCUAGUUUGGGUAUUGGCUGGUUUAGAUUUCUUCUUUCACAACUUCGCAGAUGACUCAUGUUCAGCCCUAAUGGAAUUCGAACGUAAUGAUAACAACAAUACUCUAAGCUCAAUCCUGCCAUGCUUGGAUCCAAACAACUCAGAUGCUCUGUUGGCUGAAAUUGGCUCCACUAUACAGAAUUUCAUAGAUAAGUUGAAUUCUAGAGUAGUAGAGUUUUCGAGGUUGCUUGGAAUGGAAGAACAAAAUGCUGAUUUUGCACAUAUACGUGUCUGCAAUCCUUUCUCCGGAGGACCUAAGUUCAGCUAUGAACCAGACAUUUGCCAACAUAGUCUCUUAACAAUCGAAAAAUUACCAGAUGCCAUAGCAGGGGUAACUUGUUACGACGACCAGGACAAGGAUGCAUGUAGAAGAAAUGGAAGACUUCUUCCCCUUACCUACUACAAUAUGGCCACUGCUUACAGCCAAUCCAUCCAAGAGUUUCUGAAUCUAUAUCCAACUCUGCAGAGCCUAGCUUACUGUUCAUUUGUCAAGGAUGGGAUUUCUGAGGUCGUCAGGGAUCAAUGCAAGCCAAUCAAGCUUGCGUUUCGACUGCUAUUGGCGUCCAUCCUCUCCCUUGCCAUUUUCAUGGUGUUUUUAGUAUUGCUUCUUGUGGCAAGAGCUUUACAAGAGAAGGGUAGAGACUUCACUAUAUUUACCAUCACCGUUCCCCCAUAA
Argentina anserina (silverweed cinquefoil) is the source of this 981-nucleotide messenger RNA. RefSeq lists its product as uncharacterized. Gene Ontology annotation, cellular component: membrane. The transcript is spliced from 7 exons. NCBI's taxonomy places the organism in Eukaryota, Viridiplantae, Streptophyta, Magnoliopsida, Rosales, Rosaceae. The coding region runs from base 1 to 981 and encodes 326 amino acids. The record is from RefSeq and is a predicted model, not a curated record.